AUUCCGAAAUUGAGCUCGCAGCUCACCGAAAGACAAAGGCGACGCGUGGCUGUAUAUAAACUAGGUGCACUGUCAGUUAAGAUAAGUUGAGACAACAGUUCAACACCACAACCCAAGCCGCUAUCAACAUUUACCAUGAAGUCGAUCGUGUGCCUGACCUUGCUUGUCGUUGUAAUGACUGUGGCAAUAGCUCAGCCUGUGGUCAAGAAGCUGCCCAUUGAGCUAAAGGAAGAUACGAUUGCACAGGAGGCCCAGGAGGAGCUGGGAACAACUCCACCACCUGUCGCAAAAGCUCUGCAAGCUGUGGAGCUAAAGGAUGUGAUCGCUACAGCUGCUGUGGAGGAGGUGCAAAAUACCACACCUGUUGCUCAUCAACGUCAAAAGCGUGCCACUUGCGAUCUGCUCAGCUUCUGGAAUGUGAAGAAUACAGCCUGCGCUGCUCACUGUCUGGCCAAGCGCUUCAAGGGCGGCUAUUGCAAUAGCAAAUCCGUUUGCGUUUGUCGUCAUUGAAAAUAUC
Drosophila hydei is the source of this 517-nucleotide messenger RNA. RefSeq names its product sapecin. The coding region runs from base 136 to 510 and encodes 124 amino acids. The transcript has a single exon. The record is from RefSeq and is a predicted model, not a curated record. Gene Ontology annotation, biological process: defense response to bacterium; humoral immune response. Lineage: Eukaryota; Metazoa; Arthropoda; Insecta; Diptera; Drosophilidae.